Messenger RNA from Vitis riparia (riverbank grape), 1113 nucleotides. Its product is annotated as zinc finger protein 1. Bases 110 to 913 code for a protein of 267 amino acids. Gene Ontology annotation, biological process: negative regulation of abscisic acid-activated signaling pathway. NCBI's taxonomy places the organism in Eukaryota, Viridiplantae, Streptophyta, Magnoliopsida, Vitales, Vitaceae. The record is from RefSeq and is a predicted model, not a curated record. The transcript has a single exon.
UAUACAUAGCACAGAGCAUUUACUUGUAAUAAAUAAACAUUUAUCCUUCUGCUAUUAAACCCAAUCUUCAUCGCCCACGAGGGGAGCCUGCCUAGCACAAUUCCUCCAUAUGGAGCUACCAAGAUCAGAGCCAUGUCUCUCUGAAACUUCUAGCAUCAUUUCUGUUUCAGAAGCUGCACCAUCCUUGAAUACCUCAAUGGAUAGCCCAAAAGAGGGGAAGCAGCAAGAAGGACAAGAUCGAAACCAGGAAGAGCUCACAAAUCCUGAUCUUGUACUGGAUCUAAGCCUCUCUAGCAGAGAUUUGGAACAAGGGUCGAGGCCAGAACUUAAUCUCAUCAACUCCUUCGAGAUGGGCUCAUCUCAAAAUCAGUCAGAAAUUCCUCAAGGAAAUGAAGGUGAGCCGAGAGUGUUCUCGUGCAACUAUUGCCAGAGAAAGUUCUACAGCUCACAGGCACUUGGAGGACACCAAAAUGCACACAAACGAGAGAGGACCCUUGCAAAACGUGGGCAGCGGAUUGGUGCAGCUUCAGUAGCUUUUGGGCAUCCCUUACCCAACCCUUAUCGAUUCUCUAGCAUGGCUUCUCUACCUCUGCAUGGAUCUUUCAAUAGGUCUCUUGGCAUUCAGGCUCAUUCUCUGAUCCAUAAGCCAUCCUCCCUAUCAUCCACUCUCUACGGACAUCAAGGAUGGUCAAGGCUGCCUAUUGAUCAACAACCCGCCAUUGGGCGACUUGCACCAGAGAAUUAUCAUGUUGGAUCAUCAUCAUCCAGUGGUGGCGCCGCAAGGUUUGAGACUGUUCGGAAGUUUUCUCGGCCGGCAAGUGAGGGAAUUGGAGGCUACUGGUGGAACAAUAGUAACAAUUUGAAGAUGAAUCAAGAUGAGUUGCAGAAGCUUGACUUGUCCCUCAAGCUCUGAGCAGUUCUUUCCUUUUUUUCUCCCCACUUUUUGCUUUAUUUUUUACCUGCUUCUCUAAAUCUCCUUAGCCAUUUUUAGUAGGAUUAUGUAUAAAUUUUUUUGGCUACAAUUGGGAGAGGGGUUUUCUCCUCUCUUUUUUUUUUUCGCAAUUUUUGCGCUUGAAAGUAAUCAAAUUCGACUGGUCUUGUUGGGGUAUUCAA